CAAGCAGCCAUCGUACUUCAAUUCAAGAAGCCAGACAGGUGGCCAUGGACGCCGGAGCCGCGGCAUUGAGGUCUCCUCCUCUCCUCCUCCUCAACUGAUGGUGGGCACCCUCUUCGCGCUCGGCCAGGAGUCCCGGCUGCGCAUCCUCCAGCAGGCGGCGGCACGCGUCCCCGGCUGUGCCUACCUCUGCGCCUGGGCGCCCCUCCCAGCCCAGCCGGCUUCUUGUUCAUCAUCAUCCUCAGCUGCCACCAGCGCCCAACUGUUGUGCUGCCUGGAUGCAUGGCUCUGCGACGGCGGCGGCGGCGGUGACGGCGGCCGCGUGCGCGCGCUGUUCGACGCGUACCGGGGGUCGCUCUGCGCAGCCGUGAGCGGGUGCGUGCCGGGGUGGGCGUACAACGACGGCUGCGCGUACAUGGAGCUGCCGGCGCAGGACCUGACGGCCUCGGCGUCGCUGCCGGUGCAGCAUCAGUUCUACCAGGAAGCUGGCAUUAAGAUGGCCGCUUUCAUGGCAUGCGAAAGCGGCGAGAUCGAGGUCGGUAUGUCGACUGCGGCGGCAAGCGCGUCGCCAAUAAACUUGGAGGCGAGCUUACAGCAGGUAUUCUCGGAGGACUUCUUCCAGCAGUCGCUGCUUGAGGAGCUGCUCCACCUGCCGCCGACGCAGCCGUCGUCGCCGUCAUCCUUGCUGCCGUCCGUUUCCGUGGAUAGCCCCGCGGCCGAGGGCUCGACGUCACUCCUCCGCAUGAUGGCCGUGACGUCGGCCGCCACGCCGUCCCCUAGAGAGCGGCAGGUGCCUGUGCCGCUGCCGCUCCACCCGCGCCCGCCGCUUCCAGUCCCAUUCGGCUGGCACGGCCACGUCCACUUCCCAAGCGCCGAGGCCGACGACGCCGCGAUGGCGCAGGCGAUGCUCGCCGUCAUCUCCGCCACGUCGUCAUCGGCGCUUCCUACUCCGUCCAUGGCAACGCCUCCUACGGGCAACCACCGCGAGCACCGAUCGCCGCGGUGCCGGGGGACGACGGCGUUCCGGGCGUACAACGCGGCGCUUGCACCCAGGGGGCCGCGGCGGCAACCGGGCGCGCCCGGGCAGCGGAUGCUCAAGAUGGGCAUCUCGAUCCUGAGGAGGAUGCACAUGCUUAGGUUCAGCCGGGAGCGCACCGCAGGCUCCCCAAUGGCGCACCGGGGGCAGGAGGAUGAUGCGGAGCCGCCGGCGCCGACGAGCAGCCAACUGAACCAUAUGAUAUCGGAGCGGAGGCGGCGGGAGAGGCUCAACGAGAGCUUCGAGGUUCUACGGGGGUUGCUUCCUCCGGGAUCAAAGAAAGACAAGGCUACUGUCCUUGCCAAGACACUGGACUACAUGAACAUUCUGGUAGCCCGAAUCUCCGAUCUUGAGGCGACGAACCGAAGUCUUGAGAGCCGAGCUAACCAGCGCUCCAAUGGCGGCUUAAAGGAAAGGUCAUACUCCUCGGAGCAACAAGUGGUGGUGCUCCAAGGGUUGACAGGCACGCCGGAGAGGGUGCAAGUCCACGUGAGUGGCGCCGCCUCGUCAUCGUCGUCGUCCUUGGUGCCUCCGGAGGUGACCGUGCGGGUGGCGGUGCGGGCGGAGGGCGACGUGGCGGAGCUGGUGGCCCGUGUGCUCGGGGUGAUCAAGGAGACGAGGUGUUUCACAGUGGUAGCCGUCGACGGCAGGCGGCCGAGCGAUGGCGUUGCUCAGACCACCUUUACACUGCAAGCAACGGCGGGUGAAUUCGACGAGGAGUCACUCAAGGAAGCUGUGACGAAGGCUACCGAGGAUUCGGCGACACCGCCGUCGUCAGACGAUUCGUAGUAGGUCUCGGUUUUGACCAGAAACCCCCGGCCAGCAGCAUGGCAUGGGCACCCGGGAUGGAUGGAUGUGGUGAUGCUCCAACGAUGAUCAUAGCUAGUGUAGUGCCGCACGAAUCAGGAGUCCAGAGGACACGUGCCAUGGCUUCUCUUUCCGUUGUUCCUUUUCUUUUUCUUUUUCUUUUUCUUUUCUAAGAGUGAUCUUGAUGCUGUACGAUUCUAUUAAUUUAAUAUAACAAUAAGAGUUAAUAUUUAAAAAAAA
Phragmites australis (common reed) is the source of this 2080-nucleotide messenger RNA. Its product is annotated as putative transcription factor bHLH041. NCBI's taxonomy places the organism in Eukaryota, Viridiplantae, Streptophyta, Magnoliopsida, Poales, Poaceae. The transcript is spliced from 7 exons. The record is from RefSeq and is a predicted model, not a curated record. The coding region runs from base 98 to 1822 and encodes 574 amino acids. Gene Ontology annotation, molecular function: protein dimerization activity.